Messenger RNA from Trichomonas vaginalis G3, 1347 nucleotides. RefSeq lists its product as uncharacterized. Bases 1 to 1347 code for a protein of 448 amino acids. NCBI's taxonomy places the organism in Eukaryota, Parabasalia, Trichomonadida, Trichomonadidae. The record is from RefSeq and is a predicted model, not a curated record. The transcript has a single exon.
AUGAUUGAUUUUGAUAUUAAUAUUCAGAUAGCUUCUUCAUUAUUUAUUAUAUCAAAACUGAAUGUUGAAUCAAUGAAAACCAAUUCAAUGGUGUGCAGCAUUGAUUUAAUCAAUAAAAAUCAUAAUUUCAGUUUUGAUCUUGCAAAUUAUAACGAAAUUUCGGUGAUUGACAAAGAGUCUACAACUAUACAGAUCACAGGACCUUUGAUUCUGAAGAUGAAAUUCUUAGAUUCUUCAUAUGUUACUAAAUUUUGGAAUUUAAUUAAGAAAAUUUUUAUAUUAGAGUCGAUUCCUGAUACAUAUCCAAGAUUCAAAAUCAAUAAACAGCCAGUUGAGAAAGAACCCGAGAGUUUAACUUCAAAUAAAUACAAAGUUUUAUUUAAUUCAUUAGUACCGCGUUUUAAGAUAACGGAAUUACCAUCCAUACAACUACCGGAUCCAAGUAAACCCGGAAAUAUUGAACUAAAAACAAUUGUUGAUGAAAAUAAUUUUGAUUCAAUUUUUCCAUUUGAUGAUUCAAAGUUACCCAUCAGCCAUGUAUACAACCCAAGACAAUAUUCAGUUAGCAAUGCUGCUUUUACAAAAAUUCUUCUUAAAUACUUAGAAAAGUUUAAUGAUCUUGAAAAAUACAAAAUCCUUCGAAAUCAAUGGUCAAAGAUUUUACCAGAGCAGUACGAAUUAAAUGCACAAAUACAGACUUAUAUUAAUAAAAUUGACCCUAUUAUUUCAAAUUCAGCUCCAAAUCAGAAUACAAGACUACUUAUGAUGGAUGUCAUGUUGUCUAUCUUUAAAUACACUAAAAGCCAUCCUUACGAACCAUUUAUUUUCAAAAGUGUCCAAUAUUUUAUUGAAUCCAUGAAUUCGACAGAUUUUGUACACAAAAAGUACUGCGAAAAGAGUUCGAUUAUAUUUUGGCUUUCAAGAAUCGUUGCUGAAGGAUUUUUGUCAAAUUAUUCAACAACAUAUUUACUAAAGUAUGAAAUAACGCCUCUAAUAACUGAUAGAAUAUCAGGCAUGAUUGAAUUCUUCAAGGACAAAUCAAAAUUCUUGACUCCUGAGAACUCAGAAUUAAUUUUAGAAUUACUUCAAGAAAGAUUGAUGGAUUACAAUGAUUGGAAGAUUUUUAUAACAAAUUCGAUCAUAUUCUACAAGUUCCAAAGCAUUUACUUCGCUAGUAUCCUUAUUACUUACUAUUAUUAUCUUAUUAAAUUGAUUCCAACAAUUAAAAGCACCAACCAAGAACAAUUUAACAAUAAAAUGAAGGAUGCAUUAAAUGCUAACACAUUUUCCUUCUAUAUGGAAACUAUUUUUGAUAUUACUAGAAUUAUUAUCGAUUUGGCUCAGUAA